Molecule: messenger RNA, 1987 nt
Organism: Lates calcarifer (barramundi perch)
Lineage: Eukaryota; Metazoa; Chordata; Actinopteri; Centropomidae
Gene: cant1a
Product: calcium activated nucleotidase 1a
Exons: 4
Coding region: 100-1410 (436 amino acids)
Biological process (GO): proteoglycan biosynthetic process
Molecular function (GO): GDP phosphatase activity; calcium ion binding; UDP phosphatase activity
Source: RefSeq, a predicted model, not a curated record
UGGGCUACUUCCCUCUUCCUUUCAUUUAAUGUUUAACUCAGCAUACACUUACUUGUGUGAGCUGUUAUCAGCUAAUAUUUCAAAUUUCGGCUUAAAUGAAUGAUCUACCUGCUGCCAUCGGGAGUAAAGAUUUGCUUUAGAUGUGAAGAGAGUCUGCUGAUGGAGAGUCACUCCAGGCCUCGGUCCUCCAUGCCUGCUCCCCCGGGCUUCACUCGACUGGAGCAGAAUGAGCCUAUGAACUCCCUGCGAAUCUCUGUAGGAGGCCUCCCCAUGCUGGCUUCCAUGGCCAACACCACUGACCCCCGUUUCCGCCUCAAGUGGAGGCCCAUCGUGGCUGUGGCUGCCUCCCUGGCCUUGCUCCUGCUGCUCUUCAUGCACUUGAGCUCAGGCUUUCGCUCUCGCUCUUACAACUCAAAUGGCUGGAGAGCCGGCCACGGUGGGACCCUGCACUUCGAUUCCCAGUACAACAACACCUACCCUCUCAGUUCGCCUGAACGCACGCCGCAGGGCACCCGCUACCGCAUCGGCGUCAUCGCCGACCUGGACACGAGCUCUCGUAGUGACAAGAAGCUGACGUGGUUCAGCUAUAUGCGGCGGGGGUACCUGCUGGUGUCCCAGAGUGGUGACAAGGUGGCAGUGGAAUGGGAUGCGGACAGGGUGGUGCUGGAAAGCCACCUGUCGGAGAAGGGCAGGGGUAUGGAGCUGUCGGAGCUGGUAGUGUUCAAUGGGAAGCUCUACAGCGUUGACGACAGAACGGGAGUAGUGUAUCACAUUGACAGUGACAAAGCUGUGCCCUGGGUCAUCUUAACUGAUGGAGAUGGCAGUGUUGCCAAAGGGUUUAAGGCUGAGUGGCUGGCAGUGAAAGAUGAGCACCUGUACGUUGGCGGUCUGGGUAAGGAGUGGACCACCACCGAAGGCGAGUUUGUCAACAACAAUCCAGAGUGGGUGAAAGUAGUCGGCUUCAGAGGGGAUGUACAACAUGAGAACUGGGUUCCCAGGUACAAAUCUCUGAAGGCAGCUGCAGGGAUAGAGCCUCCAGGUUAUCUUAUCCAUGAAUCGGCGGCGUGGAGUGACAGCCUGCAGCGCUGGUUCUUCCUCCCCCGCCGUGCCAGCAAGGAGCGCUACGAGGAGACAGCGGACGAGCGUCGCGGCACGAACCUCGCCCUCAGCUGCUCGCCAGAUUUCAGAGACAUCAUUGUGAGUCGAGUUGGUCCGCUUAACCCCACUCACGGUUUCUCCUCCUUCAAAUUUGUCCCCAACACGGACGACCAGAUCAUUCUGGCACUCAAGUCAGAGGAAGACGCCGGGAAGAUCGCUACAUACAUCAUGGCGUUCACGCUCGACGGACGCAUCCUUUUACCCGAAACCAAGAUUGGAGAUGUGAAAUAUGAGGGCUUGGAGUUCAUAUAGACGGCUCGCUCAGAGACUGAGGGACUCACUCGUGAGGCCACUGCGCCGUGGUUCUAUUUCGUUUACAAUCCAGUCACUGUUGAAGUUAUUGUACUUGCUGCUUCCUCAUUGAGUUUGUAAAAGACACCGCUCUAGCCGUUAAAGGACUGUCUUCAGUACAAACAGAGGAACUGUGGGCUGAGACUGUGAAAUGUGGCCCUGUUUUGGGUUUCAAGAAAGUGCCAGUCAGACUGAACAAUGCCAGCAGGUCUUGUGGUGUGCCAUCUCCUUCCCAGGCCAAAUGUGGCCCUCAACAGUACUGUAACCUUUCUUACAAUGAAUGUACAAAAGAUUGAUUUGUCAGACUGUGAUUUUUUUUCCCUAAAGAAUACAUUUUCAUCCACAUACUGUACACUCUCGAGAGGUCAAAGGUUUUCUCCCUUUGCUCUAUGUUAAACAGCAUCAUUCUGUACACACCAGACAUAUUAUUUUCAGUGGAAUAACUAAAAGUCUGUUUAUAGUCUUCAUAAAAAUCUGCAUUAUUUGAAGGAUGUUGUGGUGAAAGACUAAUUAUUACUGAGUAAAAUCUUGAUUCUUA